Messenger RNA from Penicillium crustosum, 3150 nucleotides. RefSeq names its product putative mitochondrial translation initiation factor IF-2. The transcript is spliced from 3 exons. The record is from RefSeq and is a predicted model, not a curated record. NCBI's taxonomy places the organism in Eukaryota, Fungi, Ascomycota, Eurotiomycetes, Eurotiales, Aspergillaceae. Bases 1 to 3150 code for a protein of 1049 amino acids. Gene Ontology annotation, molecular function: translation initiation factor activity; GTPase activity; GTP binding.
AUGGCGCCCAAGAAGAAGGGAAAUAAGAGACAGGAGGAGGACUGGGAGGCUGAUCUCGGCGAGUCCGCUCCCACCACUGCUCCCGCCGAUGAGCAGCCCCAAGAAGAUGCCAACGAGGAGGCUGCGCCAGUUGGCGGCCUUAUGGCUGCUUUGAGAAAAAAUAAGGCCAAGAAGGCUAAGAAGGGCAAGAUCAACGACUUCGUCGAGGGUGAGGACGCCGAGGGUGCCGAUACCCAGGGUGCCAUCGAUUUGGCUAGCAAGCAGCCCGAGGAGGGUAACUUCGACGAUGAUGAUGUUUUCGCUGGAAAGAAGACCAAGCCCAUCAAGGAAGUGGUUAAGCCUGCGGCGGAAGCGCAGCCCGAGGGCGAGUUCCGAGUAAAGAGUAAGAAGGAGAAGGAGCGUGAGAAGAAGGAGAAGGAGAAGCAGCGCAAGAAGGAACAGGCUGCCUCAAAGAAGAAGCUCACCCCUGCUCAAGAAAAGGCCGAAGCCAAGAAGACCGCCACCGCCGAAGCCUCCAAGAAAGAUGUAGCCGCCGCCGCUGCACCCGCCCCAGAGACUGGCAAGAAGAAGAAGCUUCCUCCCCACCUCGCAGCUCUCCAGAAGCAGCAGGAGCUUCUUCGACAGCAACGUGAGGAGGAGGAGCGCAUUGCAGCGGAAGAGAAGGCUGCCGCAGCCAAACAGAAGCUUCUUGAUGAAGAGGAAGAGAAGACGCGUGCCGAGGCUCGUGAGCGCAGGAAGGAGAAGGAGCGCGAAAAGAAGGAGCAGCUCCGCAGAGAAGGUAAGCUGCUCACCAAGGCUCAGCGCGAGGCCAAAGAGCGCAGUGAAUUGCGCUUGCAGCAGAUGAUUGCCGCCGGUGGCAAGGUUGCUGGCUUGCAGGAGGGCGGCGAGAAGAAGGCGCGCCCUACAUAUGAGAACAAGAAGAAGAGGGCUGGCAAGAAGCAGGAAGAGGAUCUCGAAGCUGCCGCCGCUCGGGCCCGGGCUCAGCGCGAAGCUGAAGACCGAAAGAAGGAGGCCGAGGAGAAAGCCAAGGCUGAAGCCGCCGCCGCUGCCGCUGCCGCUGCCGCCCCUGCGGAAGAGGAUGCAGUUGAAGACUGGGAGCAGGCUGCCGACGAAGAUGUCAAGGACAGCUGGGAUGCGGAAUCAGAUGAGGAAGAGAAGCCCGCUGAGGAGGAGGCACCCGCCCAAAAGGAGGAGAAAGAAGAAGAAUCCGACUCCGACUCCGACUCCGACGACUCAUCGGAUGAAGACUCAUCUGAUGAGGAGCAAUCCGCCAACCAAAGGGCCAUCCUGGCAAGAAAGGCUGAGGCUGCUGAGCGGAGAAAGCUUAAGCACGAGGAGGCUCUGGCCGCUCGUUCAAAGGAUAAUCUCCGAUCCCCUAUUUGCUGUAUUCUUGGUCACGUCGAUACUGGUAAGACCAAGCUGCUCGAUAAGAUCCGACAGACCAACGUGCAGGAGGGCGAAGCUGGUGGUAUUACCCAGCAGAUCGGUGCCACUUACUUCCCCGUCGAUGCUCUGCGCACCAAGACCCAAGUUGUCAACAAGGAUGGCAAGUUCGAGUUCAAGGUCCCCGGUCUGUUGAUCAUCGAUACUCCCGGUCACGAGUCCUUCUCCAACUUGCGAUCAAGAGGUUCCUCCCUUUGCAACAUUGCUAUCCUUGUUGUUGAUAUCAUGCACGGUCUCGAGCCCCAGACCCUCGAGUCUAUGCGUUUGCUGCGUGACCGCAAGACUCCUUUCAUUGUCGCAUUGAACAAGAUCGAUCGUCUCUACGGCUGGAAGAAGAUUGACAACAACGGUUUCGAGGAUAGUUUGGCUAUGCAGAACAAGGGUGUUCAAAACGAGUUCCGCACUCGUCUUGAGGCCACCAAGCUUGCUUUUGCCGAGCAGGGUUUCAACUCCGAGCUGUUCUUCGAGAACAAGUCUCUGUCUCGCAACGUCUCUCUCGUUCCCACCUCUGCCCACACCGGAGAGGGUGUUCCUGACAUGCUGAAGCUCCUGACCAGCCUGAGUCAAGAGCGUAUGACCAACUCGCUUAUGUACUUGUCCGAGGUCGAGUGUACGGUUCUGGAGGUCAAGGUCAUUGAGGGUCUCGGUACCACCAUUGAUGUCAUUCUGUCCAACGGUAUCCUUCGCGAGGGUGAUCGCAUCGUAAUGUGCGGUCUCAACGGUCCUAUUACAACCAAUAUCCGUGCUCUUCUGACACCAGCACCGCUCAAGGAGCUGCGUCUGAAGUCCCAGUACGUUCACAACAAGGAGGUCAAGGCUGCCCUUGGUGUUAAGAUUGCUGCCAACGACUUGGAGCACGCUAUUGCUGGUUCUCGCAUGCUUGUCGUCGGCCCUGACGAUGAUGAGGAGGAUCUUGAGGAGGAGGUCAUGACUGAUUUGGAGAACCUGCUGAGCCGUGUCUCGACUGAUCAGCGUGGUGUCACUGUCCAGGCCUCCACCCUGGGUUCGCUUGAGGCCCUCCUGGAGUUCCUCAAGGUCUCCAAGAUUCCUGUCGCCAAUAUCUCCAUCGGUCCCGUUUACAAGCGUGAUGUCAUGAUGGCUGGUACCAUGCUUGAGAAGAGUAAGGAAUAUGCUGUCAUGCUCUGCUUCGACGUCAAGGUCGAUAAGGAUGCAACGGCCUAUGCCAACGAAAUUGGUGUCAAGAUUUUCACAGCCGACAUCAUUUACCACUUGUUCGAUAGCUUCACUGCGCACAUGGCUCAGAUCACAGAGCAGCGUAAGGAGGAGGCUAAGCUUCUUGCUAUUUUCCCCUGUGUCAUCAAGCCCAUUGCUGUCUUCAACAAGACCGAUCCCAUUGUCAUCGGUGUUGAUGUUAUUGAAGGAAGUCUGCGUCUCCACACCCCUCUAGCUGCGGUCAGGACCAACGCCGCUGGUGUAAGGGAGAUCGUCGAUAUUGGUAGAGUCACAUCCAUCGAGCGCGAUCACAAGGCCGUCCCUGUCUGCAAGAGAGGUCAGCCCUCCGUUGCUGUUAAGGUCGAGGGACCCAACCAGCCCAUGUACGGUCGUCACCUCGAAGAGAAGGACCAGCUUAUCUCGCACAUCUCGCGUGCCAGUAUCGACACCCUCAAGGAGUUCUACCGGUCCGAGGUCUCUAUGGAGGAAUGGGCUCUGGUCAAGAAGCUCAAGCCCGUGUUCGACAUUCCUUGA